AUGUUGAGCAACAUUACUCCAUCAUUGCAGAGAGUGUCAACUGGAUUCGUGCGUUCAUUCGCAUCGGCCACAGUUGUCAAGUACAACUCAUUCGGAAAGCCAGAGGAAGUCUUCAAAGUAGAGAAGGAUAAUGUAGCAGACAAUGUUACAUCGAAUGAGGUGUUGGUCGAGAUGAUUCAUGCACCAAUCCACCCAGUGGACAUUAACUUGGCAGAGGGAACUUAUGGCAUCCGCCCCAAGUUGCCAUCGAUCGCCGGUACAGAGGGUGUCGGCAUUGUCAAGAAGGUUGGCGCCGGCGUCCAGGGACUCAAGCUGAACGACUACGUCGUGCCACUGCUCUCGUCCACUGUGGCCGGCACCUGGAGAACCCAGGGUGUCUUCUCGGAGAAGCAGCUGCAGAAGGUGCCCUCUGACAUCCCAACAGAGUACCUCUCAGCCGUCUCGAUCAACCCAUGCACUGCUCUUCGUCUGCUCGACGACUAUGUCACACUGAAGGCCGGCGACGUCGUCAUUCAGAACGCCGCCAGCAGCAUGGUCGGCCUGUCGCUCAUCCAGAUCGCCAAAUCACGUGGAAUCAAGACGAUCAACGUCGUCAGCCGCAGCCCAGACUACGACGAGCAGGUCACCCUUCUCAAGGGCCUCGGCGCCGACAUCGUUGUCGACGACGAGUACAUCCGCACACCAGAGUUUGCGCGUCUGAUCGCCGACCUGCCCCGUCCACGUUUGGCACUCAACGCCGUCGGCGGCCAGUCAGCCACCGAGCUGGCCCGCGUGCUGGGCGAUGGCGGCCACCUCGUCACUUAUGGCUCCAUGUCGCGUCGCGCUGUCACCGUGCCCACCAGCCACCUGGUGUUCCGUGACAUCACCGUACACGGCUUCUGGCUCACCCGCUGGAUCGAGAAGCACAGUGCACAGGAGCGUCAGGCCAUGUUUGACACGAUCUUUUCACUCAUCCGCAGCAAGCACCUCAAGCUCUGGCUGGAGAAGCACAAGUUCUCUGACUUCCAGGGUGCUCUCGCUCGCUCCCAAGAACGAGGCAAGGGUAGAAAGAUUGUUCUCGAUUUACAAUUGUAA
Molecule: messenger RNA, 1074 nt
Organism: Acytostelium subglobosum LB1
Lineage: Eukaryota; Evosea; Eumycetozoa; Acytosteliales; Acytosteliaceae
Exons: 2
Coding region: 1-1074 (357 amino acids)
Biological process (GO): fatty acid metabolic process
Cellular component (GO): mitochondrion
Molecular function (GO): trans-2-enoyl-CoA reductase (NADPH) activity
Source: RefSeq, a predicted model, not a curated record